Messenger RNA from Chlorella variabilis, 575 nucleotides. RefSeq lists its product as hypothetical. The transcript has 5 exons. Bases 1 to 402 code for a protein of 133 amino acids. NCBI's taxonomy places the organism in Eukaryota, Viridiplantae, Chlorophyta, Trebouxiophyceae, Chlorellales, Chlorellaceae. Gene Ontology annotation, molecular function: RNA binding; structural constituent of ribosome. The record is from RefSeq and is a predicted model, not a curated record. Gene Ontology annotation, biological process: translation; maturation of SSU-rRNA from tricistronic rRNA transcript (SSU-rRNA, 5.8S rRNA, LSU-rRNA). Gene Ontology annotation, cellular component: cytosolic small ribosomal subunit; ribosome.
AUGGCUGAGAAGAAUGCGGUGGCUGUGGCCUAUGUGAAGCGCGGCAAGGGCGAGAUCCGUCUUAAUGGCUCCCCGCUGGACCUGGUGCAGAAUGACACGCUGCGCUGGAAGGUGUUUGAGCCGGUGCUGCUGCUGGGCAAGCAGCGGUUCAGCAAUGUGGACAUCCGCAUCCGCGUCAAGGGUGGCGGCCAGGUAUCCCAGAUCUACGCCAUCCGCCAGGCCAUCUCCAAGGGCAUCGUGGCCUUCUACCAGAAGUAUGUGGACGAGCAGAGCAAGAACGAGAUCAAGGACAUCCUGCUGACGUACGAUCGCACGCUGCUGGUGGCCGACCCGCGCCGCUGCGAGCCCAAGAAGUUUGGCGGCCCCGGAGCUCGCGCACGCUACCAGAAAUCAUACAGAUGAUCACUUCUAAGGAGGCCCAGCAGCCCAAGACUGGUGGCCCGGAGCCAGCGCGGCAUCCGGCGCCGUGUGCGCCUGCCUGGCUGCCCGCCUGCGUGGAGUCGCCCGCAGCUGGCGCCCUGCUGCUGCAUGCCUCCGCAUCUGUAGCCUGCUGUUGGCUGUAACCAACCACUAGC